AUGGUUGAUCAAAUGACGAGACCCAAACUAAAACAGCUGGAGAAGAGACUGGAAAAUGAAAAGCACAAUAUGGACGAUAAAGAGGAGUCUACUCAGUCUGCAAGGAGUUAUGAUGGACAUCUAGAUCAACUGCAAUGUGCACUGAGGCGAAAGCAGGACCUACUGAAAAGACUCAGGGAGCAGCACAUAUUGGAGGACCUCAACAGACCUCACACCUGGGGAGGGUCACACAAAAAGUGCAAGUCACAUUUCUUCACUUCCCUUCCACCGCUCCCACUCCACUAGAGACACUCUGCAUUAAUCUCAAAAACACCCCAAUCCCGAGUCCCCCCCUGCCUUUAUCGCUCUCUGCAGCUACCCCAGCAGCCUGCCUCCAUAAUACAACAGCUGCCACAACAGUAGCCUCUGAUUACUCAGAUUCCCUACCCGGCACUAUGCUCAGGCAGCAUCAAAGAGGACAUGGUGGAAUUGAUGCUGAUGCAAAAUGCCCAGAUGCACCAGACCAUAAUGCACAAUAUGAUGCUGAAAGCCAUGCCUCCUAUGUCGCCACCUGGAGUGCCCCGUUACUGUGCCCCUCAAACUACAUAUCUUGGGCAGGAUAGUUACCAGGGAAACCACAUUUUUGUCAGGCCAGAUGUUAAACCAAGAGGAAGUGCUGUACAUCAUCAUCAUCAUCAUCAUCAUCACUAUGGUACUACCCCUGCAGCACCACAGCUGCCUCCCAUCAGCCACCCUACAUGGCCACCAGAGGUGUCAUCUGUCCUAACAGGACAAGCAGGAGAUCUACCCUCUGUACACCACGAAACAGCCCCUCUCACACUCCCACCACUCAAUGCGUAA
Messenger RNA from Anarrhichthys ocellatus (wolf-eel), 840 nucleotides. It is a transcript of the gene cunh21orf58, whose product is annotated as chromosome unknown C21orf58 homolog. The transcript is spliced from 7 exons. Lineage: Eukaryota; Metazoa; Chordata; Actinopteri; Perciformes; Anarhichadidae. The record is from RefSeq and is a predicted model, not a curated record.